Molecule: messenger RNA, 1306 nt
Organism: Misgurnus anguillicaudatus (oriental weatherfish)
Lineage: Eukaryota; Metazoa; Chordata; Actinopteri; Cypriniformes; Cobitidae
Gene: pole3
Product: polymerase (DNA directed), epsilon 3 (p17 subunit)
Biological process (GO): heterochromatin formation; DNA damage response; leading strand elongation
Cellular component (GO): epsilon DNA polymerase complex; CHRAC
Molecular function (GO): protein heterodimerization activity; chromatin DNA binding
Source: RefSeq, a predicted model, not a curated record
AGACGUCAUAGAAGGUGGGAGGUGAAAGGUCAAGCGCGUGUGUUUGGAUCAUGAAGCGGGUUUAGAAACAUUAGCUUUUGUCAACUUCUGUCGUUGUUUUCAAAACCAUACGUGGAGAAAUCGAGUUAUUAUAUAUCGUAUGCAUAGUAAACACAGCGAGAUUCGUUAUCUAACAGGCUUUAGUCGUUUAUUUUGAACUGUUGUUGUUUCGCUUGGAUAAAAUAGACGGCUAAGCUAACGCAGUUUUCGCGGGAGUGUAGUGUGUAUGAUCGUCGCACUGUGCGCGAGUGUUUAAACAGACCGAAACCUGCAUAUAUAAAGUGAAUUAUAUAAGAAAUUACACAACAUCUAAUUUAAGUGUUUAGUCGGUGUAAUGGCCGAAAGACCAGAGGACCUCAAUCUUCCCAAUGCUGUUAUAACGCGGAUCAUCAAGGAGGCGUUGCCAGAUGGAGUAAAUGUGUCUAAAGAGGCAAGACGAGCUAUUUCUCAGGCAGCUAGUGUUUUCGUUCUCUAUGCAACAUCUUGUGCAAACAAUUUUGCCAUGAAAGCAAAGAGAAAGACGCUCAACGCUGGAGAUGUGAUGUCAGCAAUGGAAGAAAUGGAGUUUGAGCGUUUCUUACAACCCUUACGUGAAGCACUUGAGGCCUACAAGAAAGGCCAGAAAGGCAAAAAGGAAGCAUCAGAGCAGAAACGCAAGGACAAGAAGAAAAAUGGGACAGAAGAGAAUGACAAAAGUAGAGAUGAAGAGGAAGAUGAGCAUAUGGAUGAGGAACAGGAUGGAGAAAACGAAGGGGAUGAAGAGGAUGUGGAGAAUUGAGGCAGAUUAAUCUGUCCUGAUUACCAUCAACUAUGGCAAAUAACAGAAAUUUCCACUUUAAUAGAGGGAAAGUGUAAGCACUUGGCUGGUCAUGAAGUCUGUGGUACCCAAUACAGAGUUUCAUUUAAUGUUUGUAUGUAAAUGUGGCAACAUUACUGUAGAUGGAUGUAAGGUGGUGCUGUACAUAUCAAGAUCUGUAUAUUAGUUAACUGCAGUAUCCAUAGGUUUUCAAUAAAAAGUUAAGCAUUCUCAUUGGCGGUGGAUAGACAAAUUUGUGGGACAGUGAUUUGGAAUGACCGCUAAAAAGCAGGUUUAUGGAAUUUAGUCCACCAUCUAAAGAUUCUUGAAGUGUUCUGUUAAAAUGUACACCAGGAGUAUUUCUGGUAAAUAAACCUAAAUGUCAGAUGCUUGUGCUUACACAUUUAUACCAGUUUUUGUACUAUGAAAUAUUUUUGGAAGCUUUUAAUAAAGCUCAGUUUCUCAAUAUUU